AUGGCAUCAGCAGCACGAACUGUGCUGACUUUCCAGCGCAAUGCAAAGAUUCAUUCCUUACAAACACUGAUCACGGCAAUUCGACCAUUUGGCAGCUUAGAGGCUGAGAAUCGUGAGCUAUUUAAGCAAGGCACCGAUGAAGACUAUGCCGUCGUUACAGAAGAGACAAUAUUUCACCCGCAAGGAGGAGGCCAGCCUUCAGAUGUCGGGAAGAUGACGGAUGAAGCUGGGACUUCAUUCAUUGUUGCAUCUGCUCGUAUGGAUGCUGUUCGCGAUGGCCAGGUGUUGCAUUUCGGAAGAUUCGGCUCAGACAAGAAGUUCACAGAAGGACACAGCGCCACGCAAGAAAUUGACGUUGAGAAGCGUCUUCUCUACUCGCGAUAUCACACCGCCGGCCAUGUUCUCGGUUCAGCAGUCAACCAUCUCCUCAAAGACACAGUCGAGGGCUUUGAGGAGCUUAAAGCCUCUCACUUCCCCGACUCAGCAUCAUGCGAAUUCCAAGGCCUCAUUGACGGAAAGUACAAAGAGCCCAUUCAGAAGAAAGUCGAUGAAUUUUUAGCGGCCAAGAUGCCUGUUGAGAUUGACUGGUGGGACGCCGAGGAGUUUCGCAAGAAUGGUCUUGAACACCUUACACCAGACGCAAGCUUCUUAGGACCUGGAGAGACAAAGUUUCGUGUCGUGAGAAUUGUUGGAGCGGAGGUUUAUCCAUGCGGUGGAACGCAUGUAGACACUACGGAUCUGUGUGGUGAGACGACGGUUAAGAAGAUUGCGAGGAGUAAGGGAAAGUCAAAGGUCAGCUAUUUGGUGAAAUGA
Fusarium subglutinans is the source of this 813-nucleotide messenger RNA. RefSeq names its product alanyl-tRNA synthetase. Gene Ontology annotation, biological process: tRNA aminoacylation; regulation of translational fidelity. Lineage: Eukaryota; Fungi; Ascomycota; Sordariomycetes; Hypocreales; Nectriaceae. The transcript has a single exon. The coding region runs from base 1 to 813 and encodes 270 amino acids. Gene Ontology annotation, molecular function: ATP binding; aminoacyl-tRNA ligase activity; Ser-tRNA(Ala) deacylase activity. The record is from RefSeq and is a predicted model, not a curated record.